AAUAAAACGAGAGAGAGAGAGAGAGAGAGAGAGAGAGAGAGAGAGAGAGAAGGACAGUAACAGGACCAGAAAUCCAACAAAUUCUGGAACAGUGAAGCAAAAAUGGAGACAAUAGCAGAACACAGUCUUCAAAGUCCCAGACAGGAGGGAAGGGGCGCUGCACGAGACACCGCCCACGAGAGAGACACGGCAGAAGACACAAGAAUCUCACAGACUAACCAAGAGAAAGACAGGGAAGACAGACAGGAAGGACAGAAAAUAAGCGUUCUUCCUACCAUUCCUUCCUGCGACGAUGACGGAGGAGGUGAAGAAGGCGAAGGAGGAGGAGGUGAAGAAGGCGAAGGAGGUGAGAGAGAUGAGGAUAAAGAGAUUCAGAAUACCAGUACCUCCUCCACGUCUGCAGAAGAGCAUGUUAGCUCUCCCUCAAGCUCAGACACGGCACAGGCCUCCUCCAGCGGCUGCAGUAAGGGAGCCACGCCCCCCACCUCUCUCCCGCUGGUGCCCAAGAGUAACAUGAAGCCCCCAGCCAAAAACUGCUUCAGGCUUGUGGUUCUUGGCGCCUCCAAGGUGGGCAAGACUUCCAUUGUGUCCAGGUUCCUGAAUAACAAGUUUGAUGAGUCCUACACGCCCACCAUUGAGGACUUCCACCGCAAACUGUACAGGAUCCGCGGGGACGUGUACCAGCUGGACAUCCUCGACACGUCAGGCAACCAUCCUUUCCCAGCCAUGCGCAGGCUCUCCUUCCUCACAGGUGACCUCUUUAUCUUGGUGUUCUCAUGGGACUCACGAGACUCUUGGAACGAGAUCCUGCGCCUAAGGGAGCAGAUUGUCGAGACCAAGAAUUGUGUCACGUCCUCACUUUCCGGCAGCCGCAGGAGAUUGAGGGGCGGCGUGACGAGAGUGCCAAUGGUGAUAGCAGGCAACAAGGUGGACAAAGAGCACAGGGUCGUGACAGCGGAGGAGGUGCAAAAAUUCGUGGCCUCGCUGUCCUGCUGUGCCUACGUGGACGCCUCUGCUAAGAUGAACUACAACGUGGAUAAGCUGUUUUACGAAUUGUUUGUCUUGGCUAACCUGCCCAUGGAGAUGUCGCCAGCCCUGCAUAAGCGAGUGUGCCCCAUCCAGCAAGGGCAAACCACCGCCAGUUCCUGCCCAGUCGGUAUUCCAGGAAGCUCCGGGAGGCAUCGGGGUUUGUCAAUACGCAGACGACUCAGUGAUGCAUAUGGUAUGGUGGCGCCGAACGUACGCAGGCCUUCCAUUCGCACAGAUCUUCUCAUCCUCCGCGCUAAGACAAGUCUCCAUCUAACUGGUCUGGAUACUUUUACUGAGAAGAAACCAAGGAAGGAAGUCUCUUGUGUUAUCCAGUGAGCUUCUGUGUGUGUGUGUGUGUGUGUGUGUGUGUGUGUGUGUGUGUGUGUGUGUGUGUGUGUGCCCAGGUGCCGCGGGUGAUUAAUAAGCGCUCACAGGUGUCUCGUUAGUGCAGGUGUGUCUAGCAGCCGUUGCUAAUGAGGUGUCAGUGUGGUGAGGUUUCAAAACGCUCUGGAGUUGUUGCGAUCGUUUUCAAGAGUCCGUGGGAAGUGACUAAUCUGUUUCUCAUGGGUGUCUUUUCGUAUUGACAGCGUAGAUUCCCUCUCAAACCAUCUCUAAUAGAAAGUAAAAAGUAAAGAAAUGUAUUGAAAAUCCCAUCACUUCAAUUCAAGGCAUUUAAAUUGUCUCUGGAAUCACUAGGACUCUGAAAACUCAAGCAGCUUUUACUAAACUUUGUUAAAAUGCAACUAGAAGCACUAAAACACUCAUGGAAACUCAAACAGCUUCCACCAGACCAUGGUAAUCAUGUAUCACUAAUUAUUACAAACACAGCGAAAAUCUAAACAACUUUCACACACACUACCAGGCUACCACGAGGCACACCAAAACACUCGAAAUUUCAAAUAACUUCCACGCAAGCCUAUUUAAACUCUCAUUAACCCCUUCAGUAUCAUGACGCGUUUUCAUAUUUAUUCUCCUCACAAUUUGGUGAUUUUGCACAGCUUCAGAAACUUAUGUGGGGAUUAAAAUAGUGAAGACUGGCCAUUAACCUUCUCACCUCCAUAGACCCUUUCUGAUGUAAAUAAAAUCGUCUAAUCACAUCCCAAAUUUAUGGUAAAAAUGCGUUCUAGCACUGAAGGGGUCAAUCAAUAGAACACCUUUGAAAACCACUCAGAACUUCCAUGGAACUAUUUAGCUUCUAUCAGGAACACUAUCACACCCUUGCACAGGAGAACUUAUACACCACUAGAGGUUGUUCAAAGUUACCAAGACGUGACGGUGAAUCGAUUUAGAACACGAACCGCUGGAACAUCACACAGGUAAGCCGAAACACCUGUGGCACUUUUUAAAACCUGCCUCUCACAUCUGCGCUGGACGGGGCUGCAUAGUAUACUGAAUUACCGUGUGCUGCUAACCGGAGAAGGGGAAGACUAAUAAAUAAGUGGGAUAAUUAAGUGUCACGUGUCAUCAAAAAUAUAUAAAAAAAAGAAAACUGUGUUCCAUAUAAUAUAGACUUUAAAACACACGUACGUAAAGAUCUUUGUUGCUUCAUUUGUUAUUAAGGAAAUGUUGAGUGUUUUAAUGAUGUUUCCUUCCGUUUCUAGAGUGUCAUUAUUGUUCGUUUUGUUCCUCGAGUGUUUAGAUGAUCCAUAGUGAUGAUGAUGAUGAUGAUGGUGGUGAUGAAGAUGGUGAUUUGAUGUUUAUACGAUAAUAAUAAUAAUAAUAAUAAUAAUAAUAAUAAUAAUAAUAAUAAUAAUAAUAAUAAUAAUAAUAAUGAUAGUGUAUAGUAAUGACCAUCAGUGUUAUUUGUUGUUCAUUAUAGAUUCUUGACAUGAUAAUAGGAAGAAAUGUUAAUACACUCUGUAAUCUCUCUUCUUUUUCAAUAACAACACAAUAAAUGAAGAAAUAAAUGCUUUACCAUCGAAAAAAAAGUCUUUGAAGAAAUAAAGAAAAAUUACUUUACGAAAAAAAAAGACCUAGAUACACAUAAAACACACUCUGACCCAAAAACAUUCGCUCAGGACCAAAAAAAAUCAAAAUACCAACACUUCAAAACACUCAUCCACUCACUGCACCGUUCACCAUCACUCCUCACCAUCAUCACAGUCACCAUCACAGCUCAAUACCUCACCACACUACCGACAAGCCACUCACUCAAUCCAAACCCAUCAACACCAAUGAUAAUGAUAAAAAAGAUAGACACAAAUGACAAAACUCAACAGUAUUCAUAGGCAGUAGUCACGUGGUCUGUAGAUUUUUGUACUGUUUUUCUUAAGCUUCCCCACAAAAAAAUAAAUAAAUAGAAUAAAAUCAAAUAGAAUAAAUAAGUAACUAUAUACAUUAACUGUGUGUAAGCUUCACGUCUUAAUGGUAAACGUAUGUAUGUAUGUAUGUAUGUGUGUGUGUAUGUAUGUAUGUAAGGAAACUAUUUAUGAUACUUGUCAAUAUAUUAAUAAAAAACAUGUCUGGAA
Messenger RNA from Portunus trituberculatus (swimming crab), 3497 nucleotides. Its product is annotated as GTP-binding protein Rhes-like. Bases 103 to 1365 code for a protein of 420 amino acids. The record is from RefSeq and is a predicted model, not a curated record. The transcript is spliced from 5 exons. Gene Ontology annotation, molecular function: GTP binding; GTPase activity. Lineage: Eukaryota; Metazoa; Arthropoda; Malacostraca; Decapoda; Portunidae.